Molecule: messenger RNA, 4152 nt
Organism: Spodoptera littoralis (African cotton leafworm)
Lineage: Eukaryota; Metazoa; Arthropoda; Insecta; Lepidoptera; Noctuidae
Source: the annotation of a GenBank genome assembly
UACAGCACUAUUUGACAACUAAACCACGAAGUCAAACAAAAAAUAAUAAUUUUGCGCCUUUCACUUUCCUGCGCUAUAAAAUCGUAUUUAUUUUGAUAAUUAUGUUCAUUCUGUAUGUGCUACGUUAAAUCAGUGAAUAUUCUAUAAAACAAUGUAUACAAUGACAUUACUUUAAUAAAGAAAAGUGUUUUAAAAACUAACAAAAUGGGCUUGGACUUUGAUGUCUUUGAAUUUUGCAAAAAACUGCGGCAAAACCGGCCUCCGCCGUAUCAGUGUCCUUUGGAGAAGUGUGAUAAAGUAUAUAAGAGUUUGUGCGGGUUACAAUAUCAUUUAGUUCAUUAUGAUCACGAUAAUCCGACCCCGGCGACGCCUGCCGUAGCUAAUCAUCGGAAGAAGGGAAGAGGUAGAGCUGCCGUGCCUACAGGGGACAUCGCUCUUCAGAGUCCGCCGAAAGAGGCUCUAACUUUUGCAGAAGCUCAGAAAGUGGUUCAGUUUGAGAUAGAUGGCAAAAUCAGCAGAAUCCCGAUUGACCAACCUCUGCCUAUAAUGUCUCUGGAAGAAUGGCAGAAGACGAAUGCUGAAUUGGAAAAGCCGUUGCCAGUUGUGGAGCCCCCCGUCGAACCUCAUGUCAAGUUACCUGAAGCCAGCUUCAAGCUUGUCGAUGACUACAAUGAGAGAGUAUGUGAUGCUCCACCACGACCAAAUGCCUACAUUCGCUUCAUCGAGAAAUCAGCUGAGGAGUUAGAUGGAGAAGUGGAAUAUGAUGUGGAUGAGGAGGACACUGCAUGGCUCUCCAUUAUCAAUAAGACGAGGGCCAAGCAGAACCUGCCUGCAGUCACCGUUGAUACAUUGGAACUGCUAAUGGAUAGAUUGGAGAAGGAGUCCUAUUUUCAGGCAUCUCAGAAUGGUCAACAAACAGCAGCCACAGUGGACGAAGAUGCUGUCUGCUGCAUCUGCAUGGACGGAGAGUGUCAGAAUACAAACGUGAUCCUGUUCUGCGACAUGUGCAACCUCGCUGUGCAUCAGGAUUGUUAUGGAGUGCCAUACAUUCCUGAAGGGCAAUGGCUGUGCCGGCGAUGUCUGCAAUCACCAUCGCGGCUAGUCAACUGCGUACUCUGUCCUAACACAGGCGGUGCGUUCAAGCAAACGGAUCAAGGCACUUGGGCGCACGUGGUGUGUGCGCUAUGGAUUCCUGAAGUUCGAUUUGCUAAUACCGUGUUCCUGGAGCCAAUUGAUUCGAUCGAGAUGAUCCCGGCGGCGCGCUGGAAGCUGCAGUGCAUGGUGUGCAAGCAGCGCAGCGUGGGCGCGUGCAUCCAGUGCCACAAGAGUAACUGCUACAGCGCCUUCCACGUCACGUGCGCGCAGCAGGCCGGUCUGUACAUGAAGAUGGAGGCGGCGGGCGCAGGUCGCGACCCGAGUCAACCGGUGCAGGUCGCCAAGAUGGCGUACUGUGACGCACACACUCCUGCGCAUAUUCUACAGGAGCGACGAGCGCAAGAAUCGGAAUCCGGCGACUCAAAAUCUAAUGAUCUGACAGCGAUUCGACAAAAGGGCAGAGAGAAGAUAAAACAGGCUCGUCGGGUCCUAGCGAUGAAGCGUACAUGGGCCCCAGUAGUGCUGGUCCCUACAUUACCGGCGGACCGGGUGGCGGAGGUGGCGGCCCUGGCCCCCGGGGCCCCGGCCGCUAGGGCACAACUUAUGAAGAGACUCCUUGCUUACUGGACACUGAAGAGACAUAGCAGGAAUGGUGUGCCAUUACUGAGACGGCUGCAAAGCUUGACUAGUAAUCACGGUACUCGAGGUAUCCAGGAUGGCACUGUUAAUGUGAGGGAACUAUGCAACCAACUGAAGUACUGGCAGAGGAUACGACAGGACUUGGAGAGAGCCAGAUUACUAUGCGAGUUAGUCCGCAAACGCGAGCGUCUAAAGGCGGAGUACACGCGCGUGUGGGAGCGGUGCGUGCUACACACGCUGCGGCCCGAGCGCGCCGCGCUGCACAAACUGCUGCGGCUACUGCGGCAGAAGGACGCCAGCGACAUCUUCACGGAGCCCGUCGACCUGCAGGAGGUGCCAGACUACAGUACCAUAGUGAAACACCCAAUGGACCUAAGCACCAUGGGUAAGAAGUUGGACCGCGGCGCAUACGCCACCAUCGACGAUAUGGAAGCAGACUUCAAGCUUAUGAUCGAUAACUGUCUCACUUAUAAUAAUAAGGACACCGUGUUCUACAAGGCGGGUGUAAAGAUGCGUGAGCAAUGUUUACCAUUGUUCCGUGCAGCGCGGCGCGAUGUACGCGAGGCCGGGCUGCAGGCUCUCUGCUUACCCCCCGCUAGUCCUACCACGCCCGGUCCCGAUAGCCCGCCAAGGAACUGUGCUCCGAGUCCCCGUCGCGCCAGUCCCCCGCGGUCGCGGCGCAGUGUCAGUCGCGCCGCCAGUCGACCGCGGUCCAGUAGCGAGAGCGAAAGGGAACCUACACCAGAACGACGUAAGGACCGCAGCGUAUCGAAGGCUCGCAGUGAGAGGCGACAGUCCGUCGCUCCGAAAGAUUCUGAUGACGAAAAUAUCGCCUCUCACCGCGCCACAUCCCCAGCGUCAGGACGCGCCAAGCCAUACCUACGCGGUCGGGGCCGGACUAGGGGACGACGUGGGGGGAGACCUAGGGGACGGGGACGACAGCCUGCGCAGGCGCAACGUGCUGUGGAUAACGAUACUCCAACCUCUGGAUCAGAGACUCCAGUGCCUGGCACCACUGCGGAGCGAACUCUUAAGCUGGCAACACCAGAGAAAUCACCCGUCAAACAACCAGAGACAACGCCAAGGUUGGGGCUUAUGGGUGCACUUAGGAAGCCAACUCUACUGGUAUCACCGUCUACCGUCAUCGGACCACCCAAGAGCUUCGGCUCUGAUGCGUCGUUGCCGACAUUGUCAGCCAGUUUGGGUCGGUCCAGCUUAGAGAGCUCGCCCAAGAAGAAGGGACGAGGCAGGCCACGGAAGCAAGAUAAGGACAAGUCGACAUCGUCACCAGAUCUAUUUAGGUCGGCUGGCGGCGGCGAGGGCAAGGGUGUGUCGACGCCGGUGCCCGCGUCGUUCCUGCAAUACCGCGGCCCGCCAGGCGAGGUCGGCUCCGACAGUGAUCUUGCGCUCUCCAGAUCGUCGUCUUCGAGCUCUGCGUGGUCGCAGUCGUGCUCGUCGUGCACGCACUACGAGGACGGCGCGUCGGACCACUCCUGCUCUAUGAGUUCCACUGAUGGGUCCAGUUUCGGCGACGCGCCCCCCAGCUCGCCGGCGGGCGGCGGCGGGGCGCGCGCCGGGCGCCGCGCCCGCCGCCCCGCGCAUAAUACUGACGUGUCAGACGCCGAGCCCACCACGCCCGUCAAAGGUCGAGGAACAAGGUCUUCAACGUCAAAAACUCCGGUCAAAUGUGCGCAGGCGUCGACUUUACAACUAGAGCCGCUCCAACUUGUCUGGGCUAAAUGCAGGUCGGUAUUCAGGCAACAAGGCUACCCCUGGUACCCGGCCCUAAUAAUCGACCCAAAAAUACCAAAAGGAUUCAUCUAUAACGGGGUACCGUUACCCGUGCCACCGCAGGACGUGCUAAACCUCAAGAAGAAUCACGCACACGAGCCCAUACUGUACCUCGUACUAUUCUUCGACGUCAAACGAACUUGGCAGUGGCUACCUCCAAACAAACUGGAACCUCUAGGCCUCGACAAGAGCGUGGACCAGGCCAAACUAGUCGAAUCUCGGAAACCAACGGAUCGUAAAGCCGUCAAGAAAGCUUACGGUGACGCCAUACAGUUCAGAAAACAAGUACAUGGAGACGAUAAAUGACAAAAGUUUAAGUACAGGUCGCGUCGGCCUCCGAGGAAAAGAGCGUUCAGCUUCGGCACCUUCUCCACUAUGCAUAUACGCACCCCAGACACCACCGACUCAAGUGAUGAUUGAAGCUUUUAAAAAACAACUCCUCAUUCCAUGCGAAGAUCGCGAAGUGUUGAGUGUUGCCUGAGUGACUGUGAGAUUGGACAGUGAGUGUAAUUAACAAGUUAGAAGCUACUAUAGACCAGUUUCGACAGGCUGUUUGUCGGUAGAUUGUAGAUAGAUUGAGAGGUAUCGUUUUUGCUCUUACUAGAUGGCGCUGACAUAGAUAAUGAG